AUGGAUGACAAGCAAGAGCAGACGAUAGAGAAUGGCACGAAAGUAUCGUCUCCACAGAAGAAUGACUUUCUCAAGCUCUUUUGGACACUUGCAGAGAGUGAUUGCAAUGUCCGGACGCAGGCAGCAGUGCAAUUGCUUGCACAUUUAAAGCACAGCACCAAGCAGGACACUGAAGUACAGUAUACACUCAAACGACUGGUGCGUGGCCUGGCAUCGUCACGUGAUGCUGCUCGUCAGGGUUUUAGUACGGCACUUAGUGGUCUUGUGGCUACAUUUCCAAGUCAAAUUGCAUUGCAGAGCACACACGAGUUGCUGUGUGAAGCUAUGGAGAUUCAUUCAUCCAUGAAACCCAUGGAACAGCGGGAGCAUGUUUUUGGUCGUCUUUUUGGACUCUUGGCAUUGCAUCGCUCGGGUCGGUUGAGUGCUGACUUGCCACUGCUUGUGACGGUGAUCAAAGAGCUUUUGGAGAUGGCUACAUUCAAACGCUGGUUCCGUGAGACGUGCUAUGAAGCAGUCUUGACUCUGCUGGUGGAUGUACCAGCGGAACAAUUUUUGACGGAACUGGCUACUGUAAUCAAUAAAUCGUUGCAGAUUCAGUCCUCUAAAGGCAGCGAGGAAGAAGGAAUAGAGGCUUGGAAUGCCGAUCAGGUGCUGCUAGCUGUUGGUGUGCAGCGUUAUCUUCGUCUCAUAGGUAUCGAUCAAGAUAAAAAAUUGAUGAAGCAAUUGCCGGUUAAGUUUGCGGCUGUAAAUGCUCUGCAGCGUCAUAAGGUACAUGUGCUUGCACGUCCACUUCGUGGAUCAUCGGGGUGUUACCCACGCGUGCAUUCGGCUUGGUUUGGAGUGUUUGGUCAUGUACUGAACCCGACGAAGGAUGCAUCGGCUACGCUUGAUGGUGAGCUGUUUCAGGAAAUUUGGAUGGUGUUGGUGGAGAACUCGUUGGUUGGUGGCAGUAGCUCGGAAAACAGUGCUCCUACCAGCCACGAACGUCAAGGCCUGGCAUUAAAGUUGUUUGAAUUGGUGGCUCCCAAGCUGCCUGCACCGGUUCUGAGAGCUAUUCUUACCCCACGUUUUGUCAAGUGUCUGUAUAAUAAUGCUGUUGCCAAGAGAAACUACUUGCAUGAGGCAGCGCGUCACUGUCUGAAGUCGUUUGCGGCUUGCGCGCCUGCCGAGUUUUUUCACUUCUUUCGCAAGCAGUUUACGUCACCUCUUUCUACCUUGGUAACGUCCACUUCAGCUGAUAGCGACGAAGAGGAGGACGGGAGUCCUAAGAAGAAGAAGCAGAAAUUGAGUGCGGGAGGCUUCAAUACACUUAUUGAGAUAGAAGAGAAGAAAGAGCGCGAAGAAGCGAUAAAGCGACGCACGGACCGCGCACGAGUAUGGACUGUUGAGGUUAUGGUUGCGGGUCUUUCGGAGAUGCUGAGCACCAAGGAUGAGUCGUACCGUGCAACUGCAAAGCUACAGGACGACGUGCUCCGUUUUCUGGUAUUUCAUUCAUUCUUUACGCCGUCAAGCGAUGCUGAGUCUACUCCUUCGAAGAAGAGAAAAAAGAAGAAAAAGACAAAGCUGGUCGAGACCACAGAGAUUGCCGAAGUGGUGCAGGAGGCGACAGCAGCAAUUCCUGCCCUCUCGGAGACUGUGGCUAGUUAUGUUAAAACCCGUCUAUUCUCAUUGUUGAGUCUGGGCCUUGCGGGCGCUGAUGGUGUGCAUGCUAGUGCCAGUGUCCUGAGCCGCAUUUUUUCGAUUGCCAAGGACAUGCAAGGAAACAGUGCGACUGUUUCCUUGCGUGAUUCUCUCGACGCCGAAGCUACUUUGCAAUUUAAUGCACUAGCUGACCACGUUGCCAAUUUGAGCAAGAAAGAAAAUGAAGAAGGAAAAAAGUCAAAGAAAACAGCGACGCGGAGACCUCUAACUGAGACGUUCCUUCUGUUGUUUAUGAGUGUUGGACUUCAGUUCUUGGACGGUGAGCAGCGCGACGAUGCCGCUAUCGUGGCUGCCGACUUGGAAAAGUGCUAUGCGCAGCUUGGUGCGCAAGAGCAGAAAGCGACCUCCACAAAACAGAAAAAGAAAAAGAAAAAGGAGAAUGAGUCGGAGGAGAUGAAAGAGGAGCCGGUGGUGGUGCUCACGGAUCUGUUGCUGAGCAUACUGUCGGAGGACUCAAGUGCGUUGCGUGAAAUCGUGUCGCAGGUCUUCCGUUCGCUGCUGCCGCUGCUCAACGGUGCUUGUCUGACCACGAUAAUGAACGUGCUGCAGCCGACAGCUGAAGCUGAAGGUACUGCUGCUGGCGAGGAGGACGAAGAGUUUGCUCCUAUUGCGCGUGGUGAUGAGGAGGAGGAGAACGGAGAAGAAAAUGAAGACGAAGAGGAAGUGAUGCUGGAUUCGACGGACGCUUUGUCUGAUGCACUCCGUAGUGACACGAAGCUAGCAGCACUGCACCGAGAGGAUCUAGCACUAGCUGCUAUUGUGGGGCAAGUGAAGGUCCGCUCACAACGCAAGAAGGACCGCAAGCGCGCUCGUUUGCAGACAAUGCACUUUCAGCUACGGGUUCUAGAUCUGCUGCAAGUGUUUGUUUCGCAGCGUCCAGAGCAAACCAAGGAUGCUACUGCGAAGCACAACGCAUUGGUGUUGUCGUUGGUGGCUCCGUUGUUCCGUGUUUAUACUCGCGUGCAAAAUGCCGAUAGUGAGAAACUCGUGCUUCGGGAUCGCCUGCAGGCUGUGCUUCACAAGGUGCUUCGUACAAAGGACAAGAUUCCGUCUGACGAGACUUCUCAAACCGAAGCUCUUGACUCUCUUCGGCAGAUUGUUGAACUGAUUCGCUCCACACCAAUGGAUAAGGAUCAUGCUGGCAAAGUUGCAUCUGCCGCUUUUGUGUAUCUCGUUCGCGUCAUCUGCUCCAGUGAGUCUUCUAGUGCUGAGGAAGCGCAAACAAUCAUUCGCGAGUUAGUUGUUAAUGCCUUUACGAAGAAGUAUUCCCGUUUCCCGCGUACAUCGUUCGAGGAGCUGCUGACCAAGUUCCCUGCCGUUGGUAUUCGUGUGCUCCUUGAGCCUUUAGCCGCUGUUGCUGCGGCUUCUGAGAAGAAGGAAGACGCUAAUGAAUCGGAGGUGCGAGCGGCUGUUGACGAGUUUUCAAAGUGCGAAGUAUUCCGGUUGCUGACGGUGCUACUUCGUGCCAGCAGCAAGCUGCAGCAGACUAACGAGCUGUCCGAGACUCAAUGCAGUGCUUUCAGUCGUGUACAGCAGUCUCUGAAGACGGCACUUGUGCGGCAAUUGGCUCCCGAAAGUGUACAGCAGCUCAAAGCCAAGCGUAUGAAGGUCGUAAUGCUGUUUGCGUUGCAACUCGUAAAGUUCUGGUGCCUGUCGAUUGACAAAAUGGCGACAAAAGGAGACGUGAAUGCUGUAGUUGCGGCUGUGCAGGUCAUGGACUCCAAGUCACCUGUUGUCAAGGGUAUGGUGAAGCAGAUAUCCGAUGCUGCUGACAAAGUUCAGAAGACCAAGACGAAAAAAAUCAAGCACACGAACAAAACGACGAGCUCUCAAGAGAAACCAAAGCAGAAACGUAAACGUUCUGUUGCUGACACCGUCGUCGUCAAAGCUUAG
Messenger RNA from Peronospora farinosa, 3594 nucleotides. The record is from the annotation of a GenBank genome assembly. NCBI's taxonomy places the organism in Eukaryota, Oomycota, Peronosporomycetes, Peronosporales, Peronosporaceae.